Messenger RNA from Paramecium tetraurelia, 609 nucleotides. RefSeq lists its product as uncharacterized. NCBI's taxonomy places the organism in Eukaryota, Ciliophora, Oligohymenophorea, Peniculida, Parameciidae. The record is from RefSeq and is a predicted model, not a curated record. The transcript has a single exon. Gene Ontology annotation, molecular function: nuclear import signal receptor activity. Gene Ontology annotation, biological process: protein import into nucleus.
AUGAAUUCGCAUUUGUAAAUGAAGAGAGAACAAUUUAUGGUUCAGAUUAGAAAGCAGGCUAGAGAGGAGAUCUUUUCUAAAAAGAGACACACGAGCAUUGGAUAAGAUGGGGAUCUGGUGUAAAAAUGUAAUCCUGAUGAGACUAUCAAUUUUAUAUAUCAGACUUAUCUGGAGUAGGAUUUCAAGCAUUUGGUUAAAUUGUUAAAAUAAUACAAUAUGAACUAUUUGAGAUUGUUGGAGGAGGAAAACCCAAACGAUUUGGUUGUUUUGAAUCAAUUCAUCAAUCAUUUUAGUGGUAAUUUGAAUGGUUUGAAGUUGUUCUUGGAUAUACUUCGGAUGAGUGACAUUCCUUUGGAGUUCAAUCUGCCAUCGGAGAGAUUAAUGUGUAUAAAUCAUGUGUUGGUAAUCUUGAUUAAUUUUACAUAUUUGGAUAGGAAGGAUAUAGUUGAGAAUUUGCUGCAAAAUGGUUUGAUGAAUCUGAUAUUGAAGGAUUUGAUGGAUAGGAUGGUAUAGCCUGACAAGGUUCAGAGUAAUUUUGAUAGAUGGUGUGAGAUUAUUGAGAGCGUAAUCAAUCUUUACUAUGAAUUUAUCAGAUUUGCCUUAUUUUGA